Molecule: messenger RNA, 1289 nt
Organism: Capsella rubella
Lineage: Eukaryota; Viridiplantae; Streptophyta; Magnoliopsida; Brassicales; Brassicaceae
Product: UPF0725 protein EMB2204
Exons: 5
Coding region: 26-1003 (325 amino acids)
Source: RefSeq, a predicted model, not a curated record
UGUUGCUGCGUUUUAUGAAGAGGCGAUGUAUCACACUAGGAAAGAACUGGCGAAAUACGGGAUGUUCGACGCCAGGACUAGUAUGGUAAUGAGGAGAGAGAACUGUCACGAUGGGUAUUGUUGUGGCUUAGUACGCCUUUAUGCUUGUAUGGGCCUUCAUCGUUACAAUUUGCUUCAGGGGACAAACUUUGAGCUCGAUUACGUUAGGAGAUACAAUAUGACUUUGGCUUCUCCUGCUGCCACUUUCUACAUUACUUUGGGUGCAACUGAUCCAUAUAGCCACAAGUACCUAACUUUUCAGACUGCCGUUAAGGAAGAAUCUUGUGGCGUGUUUGUUUUGACGUCCUAUAUUGCUCGACCUCGAGGGACAGAUUGUAAAGUGUUGGAAAGAGAAUUUUUCCGCAUCGGUAGCUUCCCUGAGUGCCCCAAUGAGAAUCCUUUCGGAAACAGAAACCGGUUUUAUCUGGUGGAUGAAUCAGAGCUGCAAUUCAAUGACUGGAUUCGUCUAUAUUUGGAACUUUCAGUUACCAAAUCUGAUAGAUCCUCCAAGGAUCAUGAUCUUUCCAACUUGAAGACUGUGGAAGUGGCCAUAGAGACCACAGAGCCACCGAGUGAGUUGUCUCUCACUGCCAAAAAUGCAACUGUCUACAUAAGGUACACAUACUUUUGUGAGGCUCGCUGUGGUAAGAACUUUGAUCACAUAGCUAUAGUUAGAAGAACCUUCAUUGAGCGUACGGGACGCUUCACUCUUGACGGUUGGAAUGAGAGCUCAUAUAUUUUACCAGAAAAGACUCACCUGCAGAAUCAGACUUCAGAGAUUGUACCAGAAAAGGGUAUGAGUCUCAGUAGGAAACGCCGUCUGUCACGGCGUUUAGUUCACAAAUCAUGGUGGUUAAUUAUGGCGGUUCAGUGCUUACAGGAACCAUCGUCGUCCUCUUCAAAAAACAAGAUCCAUAGAAUCAGCGAUCAGAAAGUAUUCCCCAAAAAGGGUAUUGAGUCUUGACCAAACCAUGGCAGACAUCUAAACUUUGACGGCGCAAGGCUUACAAAAACCAUGGUGUCGUUGGCUUGGCUCGUCGUCUUGGGAAAAACAUGAUCCAUUUGAAAAUCUUACCUCUAAAUAGUAAACUCGAAAGCCAUAUUGACCUCCACGGUUCCAUCACCAUUCCACAUUGAUACGAUCAAAGUCUUUCGUGAUAGGAAGAAGCUGUACUUGCAGAUUUGUCAAAGGGGGUUUAGUUUUGUGUUGUUUGAGGAGUUUACUGCUGUAACUGAGAUAUAAAUGAAGA